AUGUCAACAUCAUCUCGAAAAAAAUUACGGACACCAUCACCCACAUCUUCUGAAGACAGUAUGUCUGAUUUGGACAUAACUGAUGAUGAAUAUUUUAUGGAAGAGAUUGCCGAUACAGAUGAAGAAAAUAAUUCAUCGAGCAGUUCUGCUGAAAGUGCAGAGCAAGAAGAUUUCGAAGAUGUUGACUCGGAUGAUAUCCCAUUAUCUGCAAGAAUUGAUCAGUUGAAAAAAGUUUUAACUUUCAAUGAGAAUGUUGAAUUUGAACCACUAAUUCAUCCUUUCGCCGAUCCUUAUUCAGGAUUGAAAGUUGAGAGUGGACUAGAUGGUAAUAGCUCUUUUAUGGAUAUUUUCAAGGCAUUCGUGCCAGAAGAGUUUGUAGAGAUGUGCGCUGUUCAGAGUAAUUUGUACAAAGAGAAGAAGUUAGUGGAUCUAAGACAGGCUAAGAAACUGAAGAAAAAUUCAAGGCUAAAUAAAUGCAAUGAUAUCACUAUGGAUGAGAUAUACACUAUUCAAGCAAUGUUCAUACUCAUGGGGAUAACAAAAAAGCCAACAAUUGAAAUGUACUGGUCUAAAGAUCCUAUGAUUGAGACACCAUUUUUCUCAAAAUGUAUGCCUCUGAUAAACUCCAAAAGACCAGUGAUUGAUCACUUCAAUGAUCGCUUUCAAAAUAUUUACAGACCUGCUAAGAAUAUAUGUAUCGACGAGUCUCUUAUGAAAUGGCAAGGACGAUUGAGUUUCAAACAAUUCAAUAGAAACAAAAGAGCCAGAUUUGGAAUAAAGCUAUAUGAAACCUGUGACUCUAAGAAUGGAUAUGUCUAUAAUUUCAAAAUAUAUGUGGGAAAAGAAUCGAACGAUUCUAAUCAAAAAUCAGCACUCGGCGUCUCAGGAAAUGUAGUACUAGGUGACUUAGGAGGACAAGGCCGAACACUGUAUGUAGACAAUUGGUACAGUUCACCCUGGCUAUUCCAAAAACUGCAUAAUGAGAAAACGAAUGUUUGUGGAAUUGUACGAGCGAACCGCAAACAUCUUCCAAAAGUAGAUAAAAAGAAAUUUGAAAAAGGAGAGAUGAAAACUUUUAGUUCCUCGCUGAUGACGUAUGUGGUAUGGAAAGAUAAAAAAUUGGUGACUAUGCUCUCUACCAAGCAUUCUCCAGAAAUGAUUACAACUGAUAAAGUAGAUCAACGCACUAAAAUGCAUGUACAAAAACCAAAUCUUGUAUUGGACUAUAACAAUAACAUGGGUGGCGUUGACUUGUGUGAUCAGUGUAUUACACCGUAUGAUAUCAUGAGAAAAUCGAAGAAAUGGCAAUUAGCUAGAGAACUUCUUGAAAAUUACAGCUAUAAAGAUGUAACUGCUUGCGAAAGAAGAUACAGUAAAGUAAAUCCAGUAAGAUUCAUAGUUCCUCAUUAUCCAGCUAGGAUCGGGUCCGAUAAAUCUGUUAGAAAACGUUGUUCUAUUUGCUGCCGAAAUGGAAAAACACAGUUGGUUAGUACAAUGUGUCGUGAUUGCAAUAAUAUUCCAUUGUGUGUGAUACCAUGUUUUGAAAAAUUCCAUACCAAUCAAACGUAA
Molecule: messenger RNA, 1569 nt
Organism: Cyphomyrmex costatus
Lineage: Eukaryota; Metazoa; Arthropoda; Insecta; Hymenoptera; Formicidae
Product: piggyBac transposable element-derived protein 4-like
Exons: 3
Coding region: 1-1569 (522 amino acids)
Source: RefSeq, a predicted model, not a curated record